UUUGUUACAAGUUAUUAUGUUACAUUUCGUAUAUGCAAUGCAUAAGGUUCUGAUCUGUUGUUUGCUGACUGCUGCUUUGUAUUCUAUUCCCGUCCAUGGCCAGGAUACCAACAUUACCAUCGAUGUGGAUACGUUGAUCGAGUUAGUGUUGCCCUCCGUCCUUAAACCAAGAGUUAUUGGUGGUUAUGUAACCACCAAUGAAAAGCUUGGUGGCUACUUGAUGUCUUUGCGAUACGAAAAGAAAUUCAUCUGCGGUGGAACACUUCUUCAUGAUCUUAUUGUCCUGACUGCGGCACAUUGCUUCCGGAACCGACCGAAAACCAACGAAUGGAUAGCGGCUGGCGGUAUCUCCAAGCUGAGUGAAGUGGGUAUCGAACGUGAGUUCAGGGAUAUCUUCAGAUCCGCUGAGUUUCGGGAAAAUGACACGCACAUGGAUGUGGCACUGGUUCGGCUAAAAAGCCCCAUGAGAGGCAAGGGUAUCGGAAAGCUGUCUCUGUGCUCCACUAACCUGAAGCCCGGACUGGAGUUGGUGGUUUCGGGCUGGGGCAUGACCAAUGUAAACGUCAGUGGUGCAAAUAAUUUGCUGCAUUCCGCCGUGGUGCCGUUUAUAGACAAGGAAAGGUGUCGUACUGCCUAUCACCCAAGUAGUUUGAUACUAACAGACAGCAUGCUUUGCGCCGGAUCGUUGGGGAAAAAAGAUGCCUGUACUUUCGACUCCGGAGGUCCGUUGGUUUACAAAAAGCAGGUCUGCGGCAUCGUAUCCUUUGGAAUCGGAUGUGCCAGCGUACGUUAUCCUGGCGUCUAUACGGACAUUAAUUACGUGAAGCCCUUUAUCGAAAAGUCCAUGAAGGAGUUGCUUGCAAAUCUUUAAACAAAUUCUUUGAAUCAUGUAGAGAAAAUAAACUAUUACCAUUUAUUAAUAACUGAA
Molecule: messenger RNA, 928 nt
Organism: Drosophila ficusphila
Lineage: Eukaryota; Metazoa; Arthropoda; Insecta; Diptera; Drosophilidae
Product: seminase-like
Exons: 2
Coding region: 17-871 (284 amino acids)
Biological process (GO): proteolysis
Molecular function (GO): serine-type endopeptidase activity
Source: RefSeq, a predicted model, not a curated record